Gallus gallus (chicken) is the source of this 3675-nucleotide messenger RNA. RefSeq names its product component of oligomeric golgi complex 6 (gene COG6). The transcript is spliced from 19 exons. Gene Ontology annotation, biological process: intra-Golgi vesicle-mediated transport. Lineage: Eukaryota; Metazoa; Chordata; Aves; Galliformes; Phasianidae. Gene Ontology annotation, cellular component: COG complex. The coding region runs from base 16 to 1947 and encodes 643 amino acids. The record is from RefSeq and is a predicted model, not a curated record.
GGCGGCCGGGCAGCCAUGGCCGACACCGCUCCCCUGCCUCCGGCAGCCGCCCCGGCGGGCCCGGGGAUCAACCCGCUGUCCCGCAAGCUGAACAAGAUCCUGGAGACGCGUCUGGACAACGACAAGGAAAUGCUGGAAGCACUCAAGGCUCUCUCGACGUUUUUUGUCGAAAACAGCCUGCGCACCCGAAGGAACUUGCGUGGAGACAUUGAGCGUCGGAGCUUAGCCAUCAAUGAAGAAUUUGUCCACAUAUUCAAGCAAGUUAAAGAGGAGCUUGAGAGUAUAAAUGAAGAUGUUCAAGCGAUGAGCAGCUGCUGUGAAGAUAUGUCCAGUCGUUUGAAGGCAGCAAAAGAACAAACCCAGGACUUGAUAGUAAAAACCACAAAGCUCCAAGCAGAAAAUCAGAGACUAGAAAUGAAAGCACAAGUUGCAGAUGCAUUCAUAGCAAAAUUCCAGCUGACACCAGAUGAAAUGAACCUCCUUCGAGGCACGAAAGAUGAGCCAAUUACCGAGGACUUUUUCAAGGCUUUGGGAAGAGUAAAGCAAAUUCAUGAUGAUGUCAAGAUUCUCCUCCGGACAAAUCAGCAAAGGGCAGGCUUGGAAAUUAUGGAACAGAUGGCUUUACUGCAAGAGACAUCUUAUGAGCGACUUUACAGAUGGACUCAAAAUGAGUGCAGGACUUUGACACAAGAAUCGUGUGACAUUUCUCCAGUUCUCGCUCAAGCUAUGGAAGCCUUACAAGAUAGACCUGUUCUGUACAAGUACACUCUGGAUGAGUUCGGAACAGCUCGAAGGAGUGCUGUAGUCCGUGGCUUUAUAGAUGCUCUCACCAGAGGAGGUCUGGGAGGCACUCCCCGCCCUAUUGAAAUGCACUCCCAUGAUCCUCUGAGGUAUGUAGGAGACAUGCUGGCCUGGCUGCAUCAAGCUACAGCUUCUGAAAAAGAACAUCUAGAAGCUAUAUUAAAGCUUGUGACUAUUCAAGGUGUGGAAGAAAAUAUUCAAGAAGUGGUUGGGCACAUCACAGAGGGUGUUUGCAGGCCUCUAAAGGUUAGGAUUGAGCAGGUGAUUGUUGCUGAGCCUGGAGCAGUUUUACUGUACAAGAUUUCUAAUCUUCUCAAGUUCUACCACCAUACAAUCAGUGGUAUUGUGGGAAACAGUGCAGCCACACUACUGACAACAAUAGAAGAAAUGCAUUUGUUAAGUAAGAAGAUAUUCUUUAACAGCCUGAGUCUUCAUGCGAGUAAACUGAUGGACAAGGUUGAACUCCCACCUCCUGAUCUCGGCCCAAGCUCUGCACUAAAUCAGACACUUAAUUUGCUACGGGAGGUUCUGGCAUCUCACGACUCAUCUGUUGUUCCACUGGAUGCCCGUCAGGCUGACUUUGUGCAGGUUCUGUCUUGUGUGCUAGAUCCAUUGUUACAGAUGUGUACUAUGUCUGCUAGUAAUUUGGGCACAGCUGACAUGGCAACCUUCAUGGUAAAUUCACUUUAUAUGAUGAAGACUACUUUGGCUCUCUUUGAAUUCACUGACAAACGUCUGGAAAUGUUACAGUUUCAGAUUGAAGCUCAUUUAGAUACACUCAUAAAUGAACAAGCUUCCUACGUCCUAACUAGAGCUGGUCUGAGUUACAUAUAUAACUCUGUGCAGCAACACAAACCAGAACAGGGUCCUCUUUCAAAUUUGCCAAGUCUGGAUUCCAUGUCCCUGAAGGUAGCAAUGGCUCAGUUUGAUCGCUAUCUAUCUGCUCCAGAUAGUCUGUUGAUGUCCCAGCUGAAUUUCCUUCUCAGUGCCACUGUGAAAGAGCAGAUAAUAAAACAAUCGACAGAACUGGUCUGCAGAGCUUACAGUGAGCUGUAUGCAGCGGUGAUGGAUCCUUCAAAUAAAUAUAAGGAUCCAGAAACGAUACUACACAGAUCUCCUCACCAAGUUCAGGCACUUCUCUCAUAGUCGUGCUUCACCCAGAUUUAUCAGAAUCCAUAAUACUGUCUUUGUUAUUUGCAUUGAGUUAUUUUUCUGUCUUGAAUUUUGAUGUAUAACUAUAUAUUAAAAUAUGUAGGAAUGCGGUUUUUUCUUUAAUCUGCUUGGCAGAAGUGAAGUCUUUCCUGUGUCUUUGAAAACCUUCUGUAGGCCAGAAAAUAGAAUAUAGAUUAAAAAUUAUUUUAAUGUAUUCCUGUAAUGGAAAUGGACCUUGACAAUAUGCAAUCUCUUUGAAAAGAGUAAAGGAGAAAGGUUUUUCCUUGCCUAUACGUAAUCCUUUCAACUAGGUGUUGAAUCAGUGUCUCUUAUGACCUCACCAGUAUUUUUAUUUGCUCUUUUCUCUAUUCUUUCUCUCCUUUCCUCAGCCUAUCAUCAAUAUACAUGGAGCCUGCUUAAUGUUAAUGCAGCUGAUAUAGUUUCAGUGUCUCAAGUCUUUUAUAGCUCAUAAAUCAUUUUGCAAUAUUUGACAAAAUUGUGUUUUUUUUCAAAAUCUGUUGAUUAAAUCCUUGAGGCAAAAUUCCUGUGUUUUUGGCAUCCAUUGUCUUGUGUUGCUAUUUGGGUAUCUUUCAGUAGGAAAAAAAGAAUAUUUAAUUGCAUGUAUGUACAUAACCCUAAACUUCAUGCUUUAAGUUAUUUUUCUAAUUUUGUUUUACUAGAAGGAUUUUGUUUUAGUGAAAUUGUUGUGUAGGAGUCCUUAUAUCAGUUGAAACUUAAGGUUGGGACCAAUAAAUCUGUAGGUUAGGAAGAUCAUUUGCACAGUGGUAUGGCCAUUACUUAUAGAUAGGUAUCAAGGGGGAGAUAAGCACUCAUUCAUAUUGAAUCAGUUGUAUAUUUAAGAUGGAUGCUUUUAACAAUAGUAAUAUUCCCCAUACAGAACACAUACUUAGUGGCAGCCGAAUUCAUUGUAUGCUUGCAACUGAGCAGGAAAUAGAGAAGAGCAGCAGCAAUACAUUUUAGUCUCUUGGAAAACUCAUGGCAUAGAUCAGUGUGCUCAGAAAUCAGCUUCAGUGGUAACACCACACUGAAGUAAUAUCUCCUUUUCUUAAUGGGCAUAAUUUGUUGGUAUAAUAUAAAAAGAUUGGAAAGUGCAUGCCCCUGGAGAUCUUGGAUCAGGCAUUAAUUCUUUUGUAAAUGUGAAUGUUGGAUUUAAUCUAUUUUAGAACUCCAAAUCUGUAAGAAAAAAAAAAAAAGAAGAAAUACUUAGAAGCUUAGGAAAGCUUUAAUGGAAAAUUAGGUUCUUCUACUAGGUAAGGCAUUUAAAUUAUUCAGGUUUUGCAUUACUGUAGUACAUAUUCAGAAGGCUGAUCAUUGUUUAAUAAUAAUAAUAUUGCUCAGUAUGCCUGUAAUUAUUAUCCAAUAUGUGAGAAUUACAUCAGUUGUCAAAAGGUUAUAAAUUAGCUUGUUAAUAGAUUAACAUACUCAUAAGAAUGAACUUUUUCCUCAAAUUAAACUUGACCUCGGUCUCCAGUAAUCAAUUAGUAGUUUGCAUGAGGAGUAGCAAGAAGUUCCUUCCCAUCUUUGAGUCCAUGUAGAGACUUAUCUGUGAUUUUACCUUCUCCUAAUAGUAAUGCAAUAGCUAUAAAAGUUGUAACUCAUAAAAAUUAAGGUCAAUCACUAAUUUUGGUCCGUGCAAUUAAAGUAAAUGUCAGAGGGUCACAAAUGAGUAAAUAAAUCAAUAAAAGGCAUUUCAUUUACUGA